AUGGCGCCUUUUGACUACCAAUGGAACCAGAAAGUGAAUGUCGAACUCACACCAAUCAUAGAGGAAGUAACAAGACCAGACAGUCAAAUAGAUUUCCAGCAGCCUCUUGUAUUCACAGAAAUAUGGCACAACAACAACAACUUUUACGCUGUCUUCACAAAAGAAUUCGCAAAGGCUAAAAAGUGCGAGUUGUGUAAAGUGGACUUUGCUAUAGAGGAAGAUGGCAUGAAGUGCGAAAACUGCCAAGCAGACGAUUUGAAAGAAUUUAAAUUCUGUCAUCGCUGUGGUAGAAAGGUUACAGAUGUGCCAGAAGAAAAGAAAAAUCCCGAAAAGCCACAAAAUUCCGAAGAAUUCAGACAGAGGCUAUCUUCUCGACGUUGUCAAGAGGAAAGCCAAAAGACAAAGAAUAAGAAAGGCAACAAAAAAUCCAAGCCUUCUGAAUUGCUAAGAAAGGCUAUUGAGAGGUAUCAAGCAUACGACAGGAAAUUCGAACCUGAUGCAGGAUACAAUAUAGCCUAUCCAGAUGGAACACAAAUCCUGACUUUACCGGGACAGGCAACGCAGAUCUUUCAGCUUGAUAAGUAUAAAGAAGAUAUUGGAAAGCCAUACAAUCGGAUUUCCUUGUACUUGGUUAAGAGAGAAGAGCUGCUCUGGGAAGACAAAGAGGAUGACCCUGAAGAUGACCUCAUCUCACUCUCUUCCAAAGUUAGUGUAAGUGGUGACGAGAAUGAUAAGGAGUCUAUUGGUGAACCAAAUGAAGGCGUACCGUUAUCCCAAAAAGCUGUUGCUUUGAGGAAGUCGUGGACACAUGACAUGUCUUGCGAAGAGGACGGAGAUGAAUCAGAGUAUAAUCCAGACCAGGAUGAGGAGUCAAGUAGUGAUGAAAGUAGUGAUAAAUCUUCAGGUCAUGAAAUGGUGCGAGGUGAUUCAGAUGAAGAAAUUGUGGAAGAGGAAUCAGCCAAUACCAAUGUGAACAAAUCAGACCAGUCUAAAAAGAGAAAGCGUCCAAGCAAAGCGAGGAUUAAAAAAGAAUGCCCAGUACCCUACUGUCAUAAGAUUGUUCUUCAUCUGCCAAGGCAUUUGCUAAAAGUGCAUGAUUGGCCAAAACAUCAAGCUCGUGCUGCAGUAUUGCGGUUUAAUUUACGUAAGAAAUAUUCCUUUUCAACUGCAGAGAGUGCAGCUCCUGGGUAUAGGAAAGGGAAAACAAAUGCUGAUGAGCAUGGGCAAAAGAGGUGCAACAAGGAUUACCACAAAAAGAGAUGUUGUCCAAUGGUAGGGUGUUCUGCAGUGGUCAAAAGGUUACCUGCACAUUUGCAAACUGUUCAUGGUUUCAGUCCAAAGUCAUCAAAGUACAAGGCCUUGUUAAGUAAAGCUCUUCCACAACCCAAAAGGCCCUAUUCAGUUCAGAUGAUUGAAAAGAGAGCUGCUGCUAUCAAGAGAAUUGAAACUGAACCACCUAUGCCUGAUAUACCUGUACUGGAUACUGUGAGAAAUGAUGAAGAUGAAGAAAUGGACUUGGAAGAUUUUGAACAAACUGAGACUUCAACCACAUGUGAUGUGAUUUUAAUUGAAGAUGAUGUGGAUAGCAGCAAGAGUCCUGACCCUGAAGUGUUAGUCAUGCUUGCCAAUUGGUUACAAUCACCGGAUGGAGGUAAAAAAGAUGAGAAAACAGCAAAACAACAUGUGUCACAGAUAAAAAACAUUUUAUCUCUGAUUGAUGCUGAAAGAAGGGUAAUGUCGCUUUUCGAUUGCUCCCUACUGAAUGACAAAUUCGUAAAGUAUGCGGAACAGAACUACGUCCCUCAAACAAUCAAAUCGUACUUCAUGAGCCUGCGUCAUUUCUACAGCUAUGUUUUAGCAGAAAAGCCAGUAAUUGAUGCCAGAACCGAGCUGGUUACUCAGAUGAUAGAAAAGGUAAAGAGAUGGUCUUCUUCCUACAAGAGAUCUAGCCAGAAAAGAAAGUGGGAAAAGAUGGAAGAAGACAGGGUUGAACUUGUUACACCUGAAAAAAUCCAGCAGUUUGAAAGAAGUCAGACUGCCAGGGAUGCUGUCAUUUUGCUGGGAAAAUUGAGUGGAGCACACAGUAUUGAGAUCACCCAAAGUCACUAUACUCUUCUGAGGGACUUUCUUCUCGUCCAAAUUUCGAUCGACAAUGCAAACCGGGCAGGAGUGCUGUCAAACAUGACUGUGAAAGAAUUUGAACGCGGUUACAAAGAAGAUGACAGAUUCAUCAUGAAUGUUAUGAAACAUAAAACAUUUCAUGUCCACGGCCCAGCGCAAGUCAUUCUUACUAGCAAUCUGCAAAACUGGAUCAGUAUCUUUAUAAAACAAGACCAAUCCACAGCACACUCUUCAGAAAAGGUGCAGUAA
Stylophora pistillata is the source of this 2370-nucleotide messenger RNA. RefSeq lists its product as uncharacterized. The record is from RefSeq and is a predicted model, not a curated record. Lineage: Eukaryota; Metazoa; Cnidaria; Anthozoa; Scleractinia; Pocilloporidae.